Messenger RNA from Gallus gallus (chicken), 2194 nucleotides. It is a transcript of the gene HCK, whose product is annotated as HCK proto-oncogene, Src family tyrosine kinase. Gene Ontology annotation, molecular function: non-membrane spanning protein tyrosine kinase activity; signaling receptor binding; ATP binding. The record is from RefSeq and is a predicted model, not a curated record. Lineage: Eukaryota; Metazoa; Chordata; Aves; Galliformes; Phasianidae. The transcript is spliced from 13 exons. Gene Ontology annotation, biological process: cell surface receptor protein tyrosine kinase signaling pathway; cell differentiation; protein phosphorylation. The coding region runs from base 346 to 1773 and encodes 475 amino acids. Gene Ontology annotation, cellular component: extrinsic component of cytoplasmic side of plasma membrane.
GGGGCCACACUGGGACGAGGAGCAGCAUUCACCGAGCUCAAUGCUGUGGCAGCAGCAGUGGAUUUGGCUUUGGGACGGGGACCGGGACCCGUGACAGCAGCCAAGGAUGGGUUGCGUGAAGUCAAAGGAAGACAGCAUCCAAGAGAAGAUGCAGUUAGGCCGUGGUAAGAAGGACCCCACGUCUGGCAGCAAGCAAGUCUGCCUCAGCCCACGUUGGUGAGAAUAAAGGCAUGUGCGCAGUCAGAGAGAAAUGAAGGUGUUGAGGAAGGAGACGCUCUGCCAGUGCUAGGUGAGCUGCAGCUGGACAAGUGUCCAAGACCCUCACAGGUCCCAUUGUAUGCCACCAUGACACCCUCCUGUUUGUCGUUCCAUUUGCAGCAUGAUGAACACAGAGUGCCCGUGCCCCCGCCGGUGGAUGGCUCAGGGGACAGCGUGGUGCUGGCACUGUACGACUACGAGGCGAUGCACUCUGGGGACCUGAGCUUCAAGAAAGGGGAGAGGCUGCAGGUCCUGGAGCAGCUGGGAGAGUGGUGGCAGGCACGGUCGCUGCUGACAGGGCGCAAGGGCUUCAUCCCCAGCAACUUCGUUGCCCGAGCUAACUCACUGGAGGCAGAAGAGUGGUUCUUCAAGAGUAUCAGCAGGAAGGAUGCGGAGCGGCAGCUGCUCGGCCCUGGGAACACGUUGGGAUCCUUCAUGAUUCGGGACAGUGAGACGACCAAAGGUUGCUACUCAUUGUCGGUGCGGGAUGGGGACAGCCUGCAGGGAGGCAGCGUCAAGCACUACAGGAUCCGGACACUGGAUAGUGGUGGCUUCUAUAUCUCCUCACGCAGCAGCUUCGACACACUUCAGGAGCUGGUGAAGCACUACAAGGGGCAGAGUGAUGGGCUGUGCCGAAGGCUCACCUACCCCUGCAGUGUGCCCAGACCCCAGAAGCCCUGGGAGAAAGAUGCCUGGGAGAUUCCUCGGGCGUCACUGAAGCUGGAGAAGAAGCUGGGAGCCGGGCAGUUCGGAGAAGUGUGGAUGGCAACGUACAACAAGCACACCAAGGUGGCAGUGAAGACAAUGAAACCGGGCAGCAUGUCUGUGAGUGCCUUCCUGGAGGAGGCGAACCUCAUGAAGAGCCUGCAGCACGACAAGCUGGUGAGGCUGCACGCCGUGGUCACCAGGGAGGAGCCCAUAUACAUCAUCACCGAGUUCAUGGAGAAAGGGAGCCUGCUGGACUUCCUGAAGAGUGAGGAAGGCAACAAGCAGCCACUGCCAAAGCUGAUCGACUUCUCUGCACAGAUUGCAGAAGGAAUGGCUUAUAUUGAGAAGAGGAACUACAUUCACAGAGACCUGAGAGCUGCCAACAUUCUCGUGUCAGCGAUGCUGGUGUGCAAGAUUGCAGACUUUGGGCUGGCCAGGAUCAUUGAAGAUAAUGAGUACGUAGCUCGGGAAGGUGCCAAGUUUCCCAUUAAAUGGACUGCACCAGAAGCAAUCAACUAUGGAUCUUUCACUAUAAAAUCCGAUGUCUGGUCCUUUGGGAUCCUCCUGACUGAGAUUGUUACCUACGGGCGCAUCCCAUACCCAGGGAUGUCGAGCGCGGAGGUGAUCAGGGCCCUGGAGCACGGCUACCGCAUGCCCCGCACAGAAAGCUGCCCUGAGGAGCUUUACGAUGUCAUGAUAAGAUGCUGGAAGACCAAACCAGAGGACCGUCCCACCUUUGAGUACAUGCAGAGCAUUUUGGAGGAUUUCUUUACUGCGACGGAGGGCCAGUACCAGAAGCAGGCAUAGAGCAGAAAGGCAGCGGAGAGCACUGUGCGCUGAUGGGGACUGAUGGCACCUCAGUGACAGCAUACAGCCACGGAACCACAGCACAGAGGCACCCACGGGGGUCGCUGAGCCCCUCUGGGACUGGGCCCAGCCCACAGCCAGCAGCACUGCCAGGGCUCCGCUGCUCCGCUCAGCAACGGCCGCUCCUCACACGCUCAUUUCAUCCUUCUGGUUCUCUCAGUGUUUAACGAUGUGACGCCUGGGGAAGAAGAAGAGAGGAAUUAUUCCUUUUGUCGAGAACGUCCCCAGCUUCUCACAACAGAGAGACAGCGAUGACCGCCUUCUCUUCCUGUAAACGGACAAACGGUGCUGUUCGCAGGCUUUCAUAUCUGCUUCGAGGUGCUUCUUUUUGUAGUCAAUAAAACGUUUACGCCGCCCCUCA